AAAAGAGAGAGAAAGAAAGAAAGAGAGCGACAAGGAGGAGGAAUAUCGAAUUAAAAAAGAAACAGAGCCAUCUGCCCAGUUCCCAUUGUCAUGCAGUGAGGUGUCUUUAUGGCCUCCAGGACAGGGCCGUCCACGUGAGAAGAGAAAUUUUUAAGAGGAGAAGAGCGGCCAGUGGAGUGAAGAGAGAAGAGUUUUACACAGAGCUAUGGCCUCGCUCAAGGAUGAAGACCUGGAGGAUCGACUGGUACGCAUUAAGCAAGAGGAUCGUGAGUGGGACGCAUACGCAGACUUUCGUGUAAAGUCGGAGGAUUGUGAUGAAACAGAUUCAAUUUUUGAAGAUGAGAAUGCUGCCACCAUUAAAGUUGAGGAUUCUGAAGAUCUGUCAGUUAGUCGUGAACGUCAAAAGCACAAACCUGGGAAUGUUUUCAAACAAGAGGCUGGUGAAGCGUCGCAUUUCAGUUUACAGCCCCGGGUCAGUCAUAUGGGACAACCAGCUACCCAGCAGCAUUCCGUGGAGCUGAAAUCAGAGAUAUUCGAGUCUGAAAAGAAAAUCGAUGAAGGAAACGGGAGAGACGCAGAAGAGCAGAAGUCAUCUAGGAGUGCGGGAAUGGACUUUCAAGGGAUUGUCAGCUUCUCCCUGUCAUCAUUUGCUCAGACCUCUCUGCAAUGUAGACCGCAAGACCUACGGGACAAGGAGAAGGCAAAAUCAACAAGAGGAUCCAAGAAUUUCACAGCAGCUUUUUUCCAGUGUAAUUCAGUUCCUAUGAGAGAAGACAUCACUAGUGAACAAGGACAAGGGGAUAACACAGGUCAAGGGGCCUUGCAUACUGGCCAAGAGUGUGGAGAAACAUUUAAAAACAAGUUUGACUAUAAAGAUAUCGAGUCAACCCAUUCAAGACCAAAGCCAUAUUGCUGUUCUGAUUGUGGCAAACAAUUCACUGUCAGUAGCUAUCUAAAGAAGCACAUAAGAGUUCAUACUGGAGAAAAACCUCAUUGCUGUUCUCAAUGUGGCAAACGAUUCUCUGCCAGCAGCAGUCUCCAAAGACAUAAAAGAACCCACACUGGAGAAAAGCUGUAUGGCUGUACUGAUUGUGGAAAAAGAUUUUUUGACAGUAACUGUCUUCGGAUCCAUGCAAGAAUUCAUACAGGAGAGAAGCCGUUUGGCUGUUCUGAAUGUGGUAAAAGAUUUACCAGAAGUGUCCAUCUUCAGAAUCACAUAAGAAUCCACACAGGAGAGAGGCCAUAUUGCUGUUCUGAAUGUGGCAAACGAUUCUCUGAUAAUAGCACUCUUCGCCUGCAUAAACAACUUCAUACUGGAGAGAAGCCAUAUUGCUGCUUUGAAUGUGGUAAGCGAUUCUCUAACAGCAGCAAUCUCCGGCAGCAUAAACAACUUCACACAGGAGAGAAGCCUUAUGUCUGUUCUGAAUGUGGUAAACAAUUUGGCCAAAAUAGCAGCCUUCGAAAUCACGUAAGAAUUCACACAGGAGAGAGACCAUACUGCUGUUCUGAAUGUGGCAAACUAUUCACUGACAGUAGCACUCUUCGUCAGCAUAGACAAAUUCAUUCAGGAGUCAAGCCAUUUAGCUGUUUUGAAUGUGGCAAAAUAUUUUCCCUUAACCGGAGUCUACAGAAACACAAAAGAAUCCACAUUGCUCCACAGUUGUGAAUGUACCUGAAUAUUUUCCAAAAACAGCAACCUUCAAAUUCAUUUAAAAAUAAACACUGAAAAAGAAUAUUAUUAGUGCUGGGAAGCUGGUAAAGGAUUCUCCCUUUUAAGUAAUUUCCAUAGGUGCCCACAGUGGAGAGAUGCCUUGUUGUUGUUGUGGAUGUGGUAAACGAUUCUGAAACAGCAGUGGCCGUCAUAGCUAUGCAAGUCUCAUGGCUUUUCUGAAUGUGUCAAGUGUUUCUCAGAUAGCAGGAGCUUAAAGCCAUGAGAACCCAAGAGGCGGAGACCUGGGAUUUAGAGAAGCGAUCAACCUCAAAUGAAUGUAUGACAACAUGAACUGAGUGAAACCGAGGAAAUUAACAACAUUGGGGGAAAAAAAAUUCAGAAAUAAAUACUCAAAUAUUUGUUAUGCUUUAGCCAGGCUUCCUCUGUUGGCUUAUUUUUAAAUUCUUUUUGUCUUUUUUUUUUUUUUCUUCAUUUGUUAACCCUUUAAAUACAGGGUCUCCGACUCCGGUCCUGGAAUGCUACUAUGGCUGCAGGCUUUCAUUCUCAUCCUUAAUUAAUGGCAAGGUUUUUGCUGCUAAUUUUAAUUUAUUUUGCCUUUCUUUAAACUGACUUGUAUUUUAAAAAAAUGUUUCAUUUUCUUUCUUUAAACAAUGAGAAAUUAGACACAGAGUGAACCAACAGAUGACCAGCUAAGUUGGAGCCUCAGCCACCAACCAAUUCCUUAAUUAGAAUCUGAUUCUUGUUAAUUAAGCCCAUUAUUUAAUCCCAUGGCCUGUUGCUGCUUUCAUUUUGCCAUGCCGGACAUUUCCAAAAAUGUUGAUUUUUUUUUUUUUCCUUUUUUUCUAAUAACACCAUUAAAGUGUUUGGUGGACCUUAGCAGAUCAUCAUUACUGAGACCAUCAUUCAGUCAGUCAUUAUCCAAGCUGCUAUAUCCUAACACAGGGUCACGGGGGGUCUGCUGAAGCCAAUCCCAGCCAGCAUAGGGCAUCCUUGGCAGGGUUCCCAUCCACCGCAGUAAGACCAUCACCUUUCUUUAUUUUUCAGAUAUUGCAUGAGAGACACAAGUUAGCUGGCUAUGUGUUGACUUGUUUUGUGUCUCGUUAUUGUUUCUGCUAAUUAAGGCCAUCGGAAAUAAUAAAGGGCUCUGAAUCUUAAAGAGUAAUUAAUUAAGGCAAAAUAAUUAAUUGGCAGCAAAAAUACUGAACUGGCCAAUAAUUAAGAAAAGGGUUAGAAUAAAAACCUGCAGCCAUAGUGUAGCGCUCCGGGGACCGGAGUUGGAGGCCCCUGCUAUAAAUAUUAUUUUUAUUUUAUAUUUUAUUUUAUUUUUAUUUAUGAUUAUUCUUCAUCUAAUUCUGUAUAUUUUGUCAGUUUUGAUUACUUUUAAGUUAUGACGGUCUGUUCUACCCAGUGUUUUCUGUGUGGAUCUCCACCUGUAUGUCACUAUUGAGUAACAACUCUGAGUCCUAUAAUGGCUGAUGAGAAUUGCAGUCCCACGCUGGGCAUUGUAUGCACUUGGUGUUGGUGAGUCCUCUUCCUUAUGUUUUGGGUUAUUCUUUUGGUUUUCUGGCUAAUUAGCAGGUUUUUGUGUGGUUUAGUCUAAGGAUUAUGACCGGUUUUAUUAACGUAUGGGGAGACAUGGUUACUGUGGAUUUAUUUAUUUUUUUAUUUUUUGACAACCCCUUGUGCUUCUUUUUCAUUGUACUUGACUUAUAUUUUUGUAAAUAAAGAUUCUUUGUUUGCCUGA
Polypterus senegalus (gray bichir) is the source of this 3416-nucleotide messenger RNA. RefSeq names its product oocyte zinc finger protein XlCOF20-like. The record is from RefSeq and is a predicted model, not a curated record. The transcript has 3 exons. Gene Ontology annotation, molecular function: DNA-binding transcription factor activity, RNA polymerase II-specific; RNA polymerase II cis-regulatory region sequence-specific DNA binding. The coding region runs from base 206 to 1666 and encodes 486 amino acids. Gene Ontology annotation, biological process: regulation of transcription by RNA polymerase II. NCBI's taxonomy places the organism in Eukaryota, Metazoa, Chordata, Cladistia, Polypteriformes, Polypteridae.